This is a messenger RNA of Thalassophryne amazonica, 1755 nucleotides long. It is a transcript of the gene phactr1, whose product is annotated as phosphatase and actin regulator 1. The record is from RefSeq and is a predicted model, not a curated record. NCBI's taxonomy places the organism in Eukaryota, Metazoa, Chordata, Actinopteri, Batrachoidiformes, Batrachoididae. Gene Ontology annotation, biological process: cell motility; stress fiber assembly. Gene Ontology annotation, molecular function: actin binding.
CUGAGGAAGUGGAGCGGCUGGCGGCGAUGCGCUCUGAUUCAUUGGUACCAGGGACACACACUCCUCCCAUUCGGAGGCGGAGCAAAUUUGCCACUCUGGGACGUCUGUUUAAACCCUGGAAAUGGAGGAAGAAGAAGAGCGAGAAGUUCAAGCAGACUUCUGCAGUGUUGGAGAGGAAAAUGUCCACUCGUCAGAGCAGAGAAGAACUGAUAAAGAAAGGAGUGCUGCAAGACGUUUAUGACAAAGACGUCUCGGCCUCAGUUGCGCGUGAAAAGGUGAAUCUGGAGAACGGGCAGUCUUCAGCGCUUGGAUCCAGCCUGUCCGAGCCUGAUGGCGCUGAGCUCAUGGACGGAGCCGCCUCAGCUGCAGGUACACUGGAGUACCAGACACCUGCUGAGGUGUGUCAACAUGACCACCCCAUGAAGUCCAACCAGACUCCACCCACAAAGAAGUCAACCGCAUAUCCAGGUGACGCCACUGAAUCACCGCUGUCGAGACCGCCAACGCUAAACAAGCAGCCUCCUGCACUACCACCCAAACCCUUCAGCAGACUCCCCAACCACAUUACUGAUGCUGCGCCCGUCAGGCUGCCGUGCAUGUCGCCGAAGUUGUCGCCGCCUCUACCUCCAAAGAAGCUCAUGAUCUCCGUUCCCACAGGGAGCACUGAGUCUCCAUCCCUCACCUUCCAGAAGUGCCACGCCCCGAUGGGCGGACACUCUCUGCUGUACGGGACGUUGCCCGUCCCUCUCCACCCACCCAGCAGAAUAAUAGAGGAGCUCAACAAGACGCUGGCCCUCACCAUACAGAGGUUCGAGAGCUCCAUGAUGCACGCCGUGCCCGCCAUGAUGAUUGAGUGCGACGACGACAGAGAAAACUUUCCCAACGAGGCAGAUUACGAAGAAUUGCCCGGAAUGUACAAAGAUGAAGAGGAUGAUUAUGAGGAGGAAGAAGAUGAUGAGGAGGAGGAAGAGGAUGAAGCACUGUUUACAAGCACACUGGCCAUGAAGGUUUUACGAAAAGACUCUUUGGCGAUCAAGCUGAGCAACCGCCCAUCAAAAAGGGAGCUGGAGGAGAAGAACAUCCUGCUGCUGCAGUCGGACCAGGAGAGGAUGGAGUCCCGACAGCAAACCGCUACCAAGCUGACCAGGCGCUUGAGUCAGCGGCCAACAGCUGAAGAACUGGAGCAGAGGAACAUCCUCAAACCUCGCAAUGAUCUGGAGGAGCAGGAGGAGAAACGAGAGAUCAAGAGACAUUUAUCCAAAAAGCUGAGCCAGAGGCCGACUGUGGAGGAGCUCAGGGAGGCCAGAAUCCUCAUCCGCUUCAGCGACUACGUGGAGGUCGCAGAGGCUCAGGACUACGACCGGAGGGCAGACAAGCCGUGGACUCGGCUCACGGCGGCUGAUAAGGCUGCCAUCAGGAAAGAGCUGAACGAGUUCAAAAGCACAGAAAUGGAGGUUCACGAGUCCAGUCGUCAUCUGACCAGGUUUCAUCGACCAUAAAAGCCAUCAGACCUCAGCUGUAUUUUUAUACACCUGAAAGGCCGCUGCCAUGUUCUGCUAACUGCGUUGAAUUCAGACUGAUCGGCUGUUACAAUCCUGUCACAGAGAACUGGGCCCACAGGUACCGAUGGAUUCAACUCUCGACUGGUUGUCCCGUCAGUGGAGAUUUUACAGACUUCUUGAUAUUCAGAAGCUUUUAAAUAACUUAUUAUUAUGAAGAGGUGAGGAUGUGUUUACUUUGCAGCACUUUCAGUUU